GUUUGGUGUCUGCGCUUCAGCUGUCGGCUCAAGAGGCCCCCCAGCGGGUAAGAGGCUCUGUGUGCUUCCAGAGGCAGCCAGAACUUCAGACAGGGGCCGACCCUGCUGCGCCCUGAAUCCUCAGACUUCUCUGCUCAUCACAGUUGGGGCCCGAGACGUCGCCCCAGCAGGGAGGACCCGUGCCUGACGCUGGACUCCGUCUUCCCGAGGCACCCAAAAAUAUAGAAUGGCAGAUUGCUAGAGUUGGAUGCAAAGGGUGAAGAGAGAUUGAAGCAGGGGAAGCAAUGUCAGAUAAACACCUCUUUGGAUGCAAACCAAGAUUGACAAAAAAAUGUUACAGUUCACCAAGCCAGGUCUCUCCGAGCGUAGCUAAGACAUUCUCAGAAAAGAAAGAAGUUUCUUCCAGGAACACUGGUAAUAAAGUCUCCUUAAAGCAUACCGGAAAUAGAGGAACUUCAAAGGGUAUUGAAAAUAAAGACAUCUUAACAAAUCUUCGGUCUGACCUGUGGUCAUCUUCCUUGUUAAAAACCAGCACAGGUGAAGGGGGCAAAGAUGCAGUUGUCGCAAAGCAGGAGAAAAGUGGUGAAUUCUGCAUGCAGGAUGUUGAUGACAAGCUUUCAGAAUCAACAGAUGAUAAUGGUGAAGAAGACAAUGAUGACGACAGUAACCCUAAAAGGAAUAUCCGUGCCCCGUUAGAGUUAAUGGCAGAAUUCCUGAGAGCAGAAAUGAGCCGAGACUACCAUCUGGCAAAAAAGUUAUGUCAGAUGAUCCUCAUCUACGAACCAGAAAAUCCAGAGGCCAAGGAGUUUCUCUCACUGAUUGAGGAGAUGCUGCUGAAGGAGAAAGCGCAGCAUCUUGAGGAGGAGGAGGAGGAAGCUAGUGAAGAGGACAGCAGUGAGGAGAGCCAAGAGGACAGCAGUGAGGCCGAGAGCAGCGAGAGCUCUGGCGAAGACGAGCCUCAGGAGUCGCUGUGACAGUACCAGCUUCUUACUAUGGUGUGCCGUGCAAAUACAAAGCUGCCUUUA
Molecule: messenger RNA, 1025 nt
Organism: Ochotona princeps (American pika)
Lineage: Eukaryota; Metazoa; Chordata; Mammalia; Lagomorpha; Ochotonidae
Gene: ERICH2
Product: glutamate rich 2
Exons: 9
Coding region: 285-974 (229 amino acids)
Source: RefSeq, a predicted model, not a curated record